CCUUUGACGGAAACAGACUUAGAAAGAUGGCCUUCCCCAGACCACCCAAAUUUGGCGAACGCCGCAUGAUGUUACGUAGACAGCUGUCACCAGAAACGCUGUCGGAAGCAAGUGGAGAGCUCAAACCCACGCCCACGAUAUCAGCUCCCCGGCUCAUUUACAUAUUCAAUCAUGAGACUUUUAAAAACGAUCUUCAUGAACCACGAGCUGGCAGCGAGAAGGAUGUACAAGCGCUGCGCAAGACAUUCGAGAAACUCCAGUGCCAGAUAAUAGAAAUAAAGGAUCCUACAUUGGCUGCGGUAAAGGAGAAAAUAAGUGAAAUCGAACGAAAAAACUUUGAGCAGCAGUCUGCAUUGAUUAUUGUAUUACUGAGCCACGGAGGUGAAAACGAAAUGAUCGUGGCAUCAGACAACAAGGAGUACUCACUGCACAAGGACGUUCUCUUGCCACUAUUUAAAAACGAGACUCUCAAAGGAAAGCCCAAGAUCCUUAUUGCGCAGGCAUGCAAGGGCGAAUUGGAAGCGGAUGCAACUCUAAUGAAACAUAGUCCCAACGAGUACGUCAAGUGCUUUAGUAGCACCGAGGGCUUUAAGAGCUAUCGCAGGGCGUCCGAAGGGUCCCUAUACAUCCAAACUCUGUGCAAGUGCAUGGAUGAGCUUGCGAUUGAGAAGGACUUUUUAUCCAUCAUGGACGAAGUGAACUUGAAGGUCGACAAAGACUCCAGUGCAAAGGGAUACCGGCAGUUACCUUGUUAUACCAAAGCGAUAAGUAAAAAGUAUUACUUUAGGUAGGCGCCUUCAGUGUGGAUACCCAUCAAGAAAUUGCGGAUCGUUAUAAUGAGAUAAUCACUGGGAAUUUUAAUUACUUAGCUUCGAUUUAAAGAUCAACAUUAAGAGAUUAUACAUCAAUCGUUACAGUA
Molecule: messenger RNA, 919 nt
Organism: Drosophila miranda
Lineage: Eukaryota; Metazoa; Arthropoda; Insecta; Diptera; Drosophilidae
Gene: Damm
Product: caspase-3
Exons: 4
Coding region: 27-791 (254 amino acids)
Biological process (GO): proteolysis
Molecular function (GO): cysteine-type endopeptidase activity
Source: RefSeq, a predicted model, not a curated record